This is a messenger RNA of Anopheles coustani, 3511 nucleotides long. RefSeq names its product general transcription factor IIH subunit 1 (gene Tfb1). The transcript is spliced from 5 exons. Gene Ontology annotation, biological process: nucleotide-excision repair; transcription by RNA polymerase II; transcription by RNA polymerase I. The record is from RefSeq and is a predicted model, not a curated record. Gene Ontology annotation, cellular component: transcription factor TFIIH core complex; transcription factor TFIIH holo complex. Lineage: Eukaryota; Metazoa; Arthropoda; Insecta; Diptera; Culicidae. Bases 469 to 2388 code for a protein of 639 amino acids.
UGAAAAUGGUCUCUCGGAAUAAAAUUGCACAUGGCGGCCGUAAAACAUCAUGGAAUAGGCGCUCCGUAGGAAAGCGACAGAAAACAGAUAUUUUUCAUCAGUUUCAUCCUCCUUAGAAGGAGGUUGUGACAAACGGCCUGCUUGGAUGCUAAGCGAAUUGAGUCUGUACCAAGUACAUCAGCUUAUCGUCAGUUCGGUCGAAGCCGAAAUACCUGCAAAAGCCUUACGACUGGCCUUAGAAAUCAGUGUGGCUCGUCUGCGAGACAUACGAAAAUCAACCAACAGUCAAUUGUUCUUGCCGUUUGCGCUGCUACAUUCACUCUUUAACAAGGGUCACACAUUGGCACGUUUUCUAACGAAGGAAAAGGAAAUUUCCUUGAAGCGUGAAUACGCAACUGCUGCAACCACGGCGAGUAUUUUGAUUCAGCUAGAGAUUUAGUCCACUGGACACACACCCUCCUGGUCAGGAUGACCACCACACGCGAGGAUGUGUUACUGCAAAUGGGCGAGGUGCGGUUCAAGAAGGGCGAUGGUACGUUGUACGUCAUGAAUGAGCGGAUUGCUUGGAUCGCCGAACAUCGCGACACAGUGGCUGUGUCGCAUCGCUUUCAGGACAUAAAGAUGCAAAAAAUUUCACCCGAGGGCAAACCGAAAGUGCAACUGCAGGUCGUACUGCACGAUGGCAACAGUUCCACGUUCCACUUUGUCAAUCGCCUAGGCCCACCGGCACAAAUGGCCGACAGGGAUAAGGUGAAGGAACUGCUACAACAGCUACUGCCCAAUUUUCGUCGCAAGAUCGAUAAAGAGCUCGAAGAGAAGAACAGAAUUUUGACGGAAAAUCCGUCUUUGCUGCAGCUCUACAAAGACUUGGUUAUCACGCAGGUGCUUACGAGCGAAGAGUUCUGGGCACGGCAUGCCAAGGAUUACCUAAACAAAGAGCAAACGGUCAAGCAGGACAUCGGUGUAUCCGGUGCGUUUCUGGCCGACAUCAAACCCCAGACGGACGGCUGCAAUGGCCUUCGCUACAAUCUCACAGCCGACAUCAUCGAGUGCAUCUUCAAGACGUACCCGGCGGUGAAGCGGAAACAUACCGAGCACGUCCCGGCCAAGAUGACCGAGGCCGAGUUCUGGACGAAGUUUUUUCAAUCGCACUACUUCCACCGCGAUCGGUUGGUCGUCGGCACCAAAGAUAUCUUCACCGAGUGCGGCAAGAUCGAUGACCAGCAGCUGCGGGUGGCGGUACAGGAGAAUCUCGGCGAUCCGCUGCUGGACAUUCGGGCGUUCGAGGACAGUACGCUCGAGGAGGGCUUUUGCAGUUCGUCCACCGCCAAGCAGCAGACAGUUAACAGUGGCAACAUCGUGCACCAGAGCAUGAUCAAGCGGUUCAAUCAACACUCGUUUUCGGUGCUAAAAACGUGCACCGACGUGAAGACGCUGAACCUUGGCAUAGGGUCGAUUCUUUCGGCCACCCCGGGGGCAAAUGACACGGCCAACGGUGGCAGUACCGCCAAUGGGAAGGAUAAGCUACUCAACAACAACAGUCUCACGGACAGUGGCAGCAACAAUAACAACAAUGUGAUGAAUGGGUUAAACAAGAAGGACAAAACGGCGUCCAACCAUCACCUCGCGAACGGUGGUACCGCCGACCACGGUAGAAGCAAUGGAACGACCGCUUCGAACGGCGGUGCCGCGUCCGGUGGAGUUUUUGUCGAACCAACGAUUAAACGGGCUCGCAUUCAGGCGAAAAUUACCUACGACGAUCUGGAGGGCGAUGACGACGAACAGCAACGGGUUAAGCAGCUUAAUCUCACGAAAAUCGAACGCUACCUUCACGGUCCGGUUCCGGCCGCGGGCGGUGGCGGUGGUGCCUUGGGUCAUGAUUCGAUGCAGUCGGGAAAGGAAUCAGGAGUAGGACUGCAUGAUUUCGAUACGACCAAUUCGAUGAUACUGGAGGCGGCAAACGGUUCGUGGGCCAAUCGAACGCCGCACAAGCUGUUGGUCAGCCCGGCAGCGGCCGUCAGUGCACUCGGCGAUCUCAGCCCGGGUGGUGCACUCAUGCGUGGUUUCCAGGAACAAAGUCUUGCCCAACUUGUGCCUCCGGAUAUCGAAAAAGAAGUGCGCAAUCUCUACCUGUCGCUGCUCGAGCUGCUGAAGGAGUUCUGGAAGUGUUUCCCACCGACGACACCGCAGCUCGAGUCCGAGGCGACCCGCAUGCAUGAUAUACUGCAACGCUUCGCGAUGGUGAAGCUGAAGCCUUUCGAGGAUCGUGCCAUGAGAGAACUGUUGCCGUUGGGUUCCUCGCUAACGCAGCAUUUAAAUCAGCUCCUCCAGUCGGCCGACCGGAAGUACGCGAUCUGGCAGGAGCGGCAACGUCGUGCGCACAGGUAGCAUUCAUUUCCAUCGUCCUCCUCAACCUGCUCCGCCUUUUCCCGGUAGUGUAACCCCCCCUGCGUCGGUUAUCGUCAGUGCCGUUGCCGUUAUUUCAUCAUCCUAUUUGUGAACCAACAAAACCCGCGUGUCAUCCCGCAGUAUUGCAAUUCGGUUCUCAUGACACACCCCAAACCAACCGCCAAUAUCCAUCUAUUGUUCUCGGCCACAUUAUUAUGUGCUUCCCUAAAGAAUUAACACAAAAAAAAACACACAAUUCCAUACUCUCUGUAGCGCGAGAACGUUUGAUGGAGAGUAUCUUGAACCGUAUGUAACUCUGCUGUAUUCCACGGCUUCAUGAAGGGUUUUUGGUUCCGAAAGGAAAGCGAUGAAGUGAGCAGGCUAAUUCAUUCCCAAUGUCGAGUAGACUAAACUGAAUGUUAGAAUACAAAAUUAUGUUUUAAAUUGUCAACUUUUUUCAUAGUUUUGUUCAAUUUGUCUUUGGAUUAUUUCUUUUUUGUAUCGGCUGUUAUUGACAUUGUUUGUAAUAUGAUUCUGUUGGUCGUGUUGGGGGGAAAAACAGUGUAAGGAGAUGCGCGAGUACGAAAAUCCAUCGAGAUCUUUUUUUUUCUACUGGUUUCUACCAGCGCAUGUUGGAAAAGAUCGAUCAGUUAGAUUAAAGUGUGGGGUAUUGAGAUAGUAUUAUCAUUACACAUGCGAAGCUACCAACGAAAGUAGAGUGUCGGGAAUGAUGUGUUAAGGUUAAUGUUUAUUUUGCUAAAAACAAAAAAUCAACAGAAUCAGAAAGCAGAGGAAGGUUAGCGAGCAUCACACAACUUGGCGAAUCCUUAUCAUCUCGAAAACAGAUUCAUAUCAUCGUUCAAUUGAUCUGAUCAUUUUCAUCACCAUUUACACGCGAGAAGUGUUCGUAGGAUGAUGCCAUGGGGUGGUACGCAGCACGCCCUGAAACAUGAAUAUGACUGAACUGCCUAAGGAAUACAUUUCAAAAUACAUAGUACCCCCCCCCAAAAAUGUGCUUGGUGACAAUUUGAAGAACUGUACCGAUCACGCAAUGGAUUCAAUCCUGAUCGAAGUGUGCGUAGCAAGUUUAAAUAAAAAGAAAAAUCUAAAUGUAGAAAUAAAA